CAUGCAUAAAUGACAUGAAAUGUGAAAAGUCUGAAAGUAAAGUGCAAUAAACUUUAAUAAAUUAAUAAAAUAUUUUUUGUUUUGUGUUACAGUGAAUAUUGAAUGAGGAUUGAGAGAAGUUAUAUAUAUUUUAAUGUUCAGUCAUUGUAAAAAUUUACAGCGAUAUUAAUAGUAUAAUUAGUAUUAUAUGAAACCAAAAGUGACGUAAACAUUGUCGUAGAUGUAGAUGCAUUCUUCGAUCGUGAAAUGUCAAAAUUUUCAGUAGAUGGUUACUUUGCCAAUUGCCAAUUAAAAUAGAAAUCGUGUAAUUGCGCUGGGCUCGUGUGAUUUUGUUCAAAACUCACAACAUAGCUAAAUUGUGUUAUUAUAACUCACAGUGUUACGAAACGAUAAAUGUUGAAAAAACUCUGUUGGACAAAGAAAACGUUUGGAUGAUUUUACACUUCUAAUUCAGAACUCGGAGAAGGGUGUGAGGUGAUUUGCAAUGAGCUCCCCGCCUCCGGCGCAGGAGGAGGUUGAGGUGGGUGACGAGUCUAUGGAAGAGGACUCACCCGAGAUGAUACCGGCUGAUCGUUUCACGUUGCCGGCCUGUGCGGAUGCUGUGGUGGAGCAGUGGCGCACAAAGAUGGAUGAGGGUGUUCUGUCCCAGGCGCACUUCCAGGAUCACUGGCGGGUCACGGUGCCCAGGAUAUACUCUCCGCAAUCCAACAGGUCAUGUCUAGACCUGACGUACGACGAGGAGCGCGCCAACACGCUGCUGUUCCAGCCGCUGGAGAGGUUCGUGUGGGGCGACACAGACUUGUCCACGCCGGCGCCACCGCGUCGCGCCACUCUGUGCGGGAAGGUGUUCAAGCAAGGCGAGCCGGCCUACAGCUGCCGGGAGUGCGGUAUGGACAACACAUGCGUGCUGUGUGUGGAAUGCUUCAAGGUAUCAGCGCACAGACACCACAAGUACAAGAUGGGUCAGUCCGGGGGCGGCGGCUGCUGUGACUGCGGGGACACGGAGGCAUGGAAGAGGGAUCCUUUCUGUGAACUGCACUCUGCACCGGACGAGAAGGGGGAGGCACAUCCACACAUCAGCCCGCAGGUGCUGGAGCGGCUAAGGAUCGUUGCGUCCGUGUGUCUGUCCUACUGCUUCCGACUGCUCACGCUGGACCACGCACCCGGCCUGCCCAACGAUCUCAGGUUGAAGGACGCGGAGUGUGAUCUGCUCCAGAUACUGGACCAGCCAGACUGUUACUGCACCGUCCUGUAUAACGACGAGACGCACACCUUUGAACAGGUGAUCACCGCGCUGAUGCGCGUGAUGAAGUACAGCCACCGCGACUCUGUGGAGCUGGUGAGCCUCAUCGACCGCGAGGGUCGCACGAUCGUCAAGUGCAACUCGUUCCAGCUCUGCGACAAGCUCAAGACGGACAUCGAGACCCGGUGCGCCAUGUUCGAAAGGUUCACGUCGCGGCACGGCCCCGAGCUCCGGGUGCUGGUGAUGCACGUGCAGGUCAUCGCGCACCAGACCUUCGCCAUGAAGCUGCUGCACUGGCUGCAAAACUUUGUGAGCCAAGAGCAGAGCUUGCGCCUGGCCGUGAGCCAGGUGAUCCUGGGCGAGGAGGCGGGGCUGGGCGGGGGCUCGCUGCCCGGGAUCACGGGGGGCGUGGCCGCCGGCGUCAUGCAGAAUGACUGCCGGAUGUGGAAGGCGGCGAGGACGGCCUGGCACAGGCUGCUCAUCACCACAACGUUGAUGGAUUACUCGACCAAGAAGGCGAUGGCGAUAUUGUUUACCAAGAAUUAUGGUUCAAUACUAAAGGACUUCAUCCGCGACGACCACGACCACUCGUUCUCGAUAUCGUCGCUGUCCGUGCAGCUCUACACAACGCCCACGAUAGCGCACCAUCUGAUAGCCAAACACGACGCGCUCUUUGUCGUCAUGAACACGUUCGUCAGCGAAUGUAACAGGCGGUGCAACGUUGAGGGUCGUUUGGAGUUCGAGCGGAAUCACUUAUCGAUGGCGUUCAAACGGGCGCAGUUCAUCUUGUACGAUGUGAAGUAUCUGCUGGGUUCAGUGCCGACGGCCUUCGACGACGACCUGCGCAAGGGAUUCCUGCACGGCUUGUCGCUCAUGCUGAACCUGCUCGUCAUGAUGCAGGACAUGGACUCCGUGGUUAGGCAGGUGGGACAGCACAUGGAGUAUGAACCAGAGUGGGAGACGGCGUUCAAUCUGCACGUGAAGCUGGCGCACAGUAUCACUCUCACACUGGAGUGGUGCGGCGUGGAGCGAGCCGUGUGUGCGUCGGCCUACCGCAUGGCGCUGCGGCGACACGCAGACAUCGCGCACUAUCAGCCCACGCAGCUGCGAGAGCUUGGCAAUCAGAGCGCGUCGGUGAUUCCCUACGACGUGUCCAAAGAACCAGUGUCCGUCCACCGGCCGCUAUCUCGGUUUAUAGCAGGCCUACAUUUACAUCUACACAAGCACGGCCUCUCGUUCCACAGCAAGGAGUUCGACAGGCAAGACAGGCCCAAACCUUCUCCAGAGGAACUUAUUGAGCCGCUUCUCCGCACGUCGGCCAUGAUCGCGCAGGUGCACGCGGGAAUGUGGCGUCGCAACGGGUUCGCGCUGCUCAACCAGCUCUACUUCUACCACAAUGUCAAGUGUCGCACCGAGAUGUACGACAGGGAUGUCGUUAUGAUGCAGAUCGGCGCGUCGCUGAUUGAGAGCAACGAGUUCAUAAUCCACGUGCUGAACAAGUAUAACUUGCUGGAGUGGGCCGCUGAUGACUUCGAGCAGACGCAGAUAGAGGAUGAUACGCUACGGCACACCAUCAGCAUGGUCGAGGAGUUCCUCGGUCUGCUCAUCACCAUCGUGGGGUCUCGCUACGUGCCCGGGGUGGGCGAGGUGACCAACGAGGAGCGGACCAAGAAGGAGAUCAUUCAGAUGCUCUGCGUCAAGCCGAUGCCGCACUCGGAGCUCAACAGGUCGCUCCCGGAAGACGAGCUCCACGAGACCGGAUUGGAGGCCGUGAUCCACGAGGUGGCGGAGUUUAGCAAGCCCAGCGGCGGCAACAACCGCGGCGUGUACCGCCUCAAGCCGCACCUCUAUGACGAGUACGACGCGUUCUUCUACCACUACACGCGCGAGGAGCUCUCCCGUAGCGAGGAGGAGCAGCGGAACAGGAGGAAGGCGGCUGGUCUGGCUGAGUGCUGCCCCCCUCCUCCGCUGCCCAAGCUGUGCGCUCCGUUCCGCCUGCUCGCCAGCCUGCUGCAGAGCGACGCGGCGCUGCACGUACUACGCCGUGUCCUGGAGCGUGCUCUCGACCUGCGCGCGCGCUGCUUCUCCGAGCCGCAAGUGCACAAGGCACUACACCUGAUCGGAUAUGGACUGCGCGACGAGGAGAGCGGUCACUACGAGUUCGUGGCAUUCGCAGAGCGAGCCGCGAGGUGCGGUCUACUGGACAUGGUGCAUCGACUGGUGGCCAGUCCCAGGGUGGACGCACACAGGGACCUCGCUAAGUGGCUGCUGGCUAAGAUGAGGCAAUUAUUGGGAAACAAAGACCAAAUCGGUGACGGUGACAAAAUGGAAGUCGAGUCCGAAGAGAAACCAACUGACGAAAAUGCAGAGAAAGAGAAGGCGAGACGCGCUCAACUGGCAGCGGAGCGGCGCGCGAAGCUGAUGGCGCAGAUGAAAGCGCAGAUGAACAACUUUAUAUCAAACAACUCCACACUGUUCGAGGAGACCACCACCGAGGUGACCGAAGAGGAGCAGUCUCAAGACCUGGUGAGCUUGUACCGCGGUGCGGCGCUCGGAGUGUGGGGCGGAGGCAUCUCGGACCCGCCCCGAGUGUGCAUCAUGUGUCAGGAGCAGGGGCGCGUGGAGUCGGUGUCGGAGCCCAUGGUGGUGGUCGCGUUCGUCCAACAGUCGCGCGUGCUGGCCCGCUCGCCGCCCGCGCCCGACACGCAGGCGCCGCCCACGUGCAGCGCGCGCGCACACCUGCCCGCCGACAUCGGCGCGCAGCCGCACGUGUCGUGCUGCGGACACGCCCUGCACGCGCGCUGCUGGCGCAAGUACGUGGCCGGCGUGCUCGACAAGGAGAAGCUCAGGCCGUACCGCAUCCGGCAAGCGGCCGCGUUCGACGUGGAGAAGAAGGAGUACCUGUGCCCGCUGUGCGAGCGGCUCUGUAACACGGCCCUCCCGCUGCUGCCGUCGCCCGCCAUGCCCUCGUCGCUGCCGCCGCCGCUCACGGAAGACUCCUUCGCCUCCGCCGCGCAUCUCAUUCUCAAGCUGAAACACAAGGUUUACUCGGCGCCGGUGCACCAGUGCACGGAGUUCUGCGAGGAGAUGCACUGCCAGGCGCGCGCGCGUAGCGUGGGAGCCCACUCCUCAGAGCCUGACGACGGCAGCGACCGCCUGGAACUCUUCGACGACGUGACGGAGGAGUAUGUAUCGACCCACGCGGAGACCUUGCUGCCGUCGCAUUUCAUGAAGCAGUUCACCCAGGAGCCACAGCCUGCCGAGUAUAACGCGACCACCAAGCAUUUAGUGGAGCAAUUCGUUGUGCGCCUACCGGCCAAUUGCGCCCAGCAUGAGUCCCGGCUUCACUUGCUGGCCGCGCUCUACAGAACCACGUCGUACACAAUAAUGAGCACGGACGCCGUACUGCAGGCAGAGAACCGACCCCUGCUUGGCGAUCUGCCGUCGCGCCAUCGGGACGCCCUGCAGGCUGUCAUCAGACUUGCAGCGGUCCUGCCGUCCGUCUGGACCGCUCCGAAACACCUCUCCCACCACGCCAUCAGCACAUUAGCAAUUCUAGAAAACACCUCUCCGUUGACUCACCACGUGUUCAGUACCAUGGUAGCUCUAGUGCUGACUUCUCCGUCCCUAUUCAGCAAAGAGGCUGGCCCGGCCCGACCCACGCAUCUCGCCCGCCAAAUUGCCUUACAAUCUUUCCGAGCACAACUCACCAGGGCCUUCAUGGUCAUAGACGUAACGUCGACCAGCCAACCAAUGGACGGCGCAGAACGAGUCAGACGGCCCGAUCUGAAAAAUCUAUUGCCCAUCAUGAAAAUACUAAGACGAGAUCAGCUAGAUAUAGACAAGUUGAACGCCGCGGAAAUAUGGGAGGCCGUCAAGAGGCAGUGCCACUCCUUCCUGAGAUGUAGUUGUCUUUUCUUCCACUUCCUUAGCGAUAUUAAUCCCCCCACGGAACUGACUGUAGUCGGGGGCGACACGUGGGAGACGAUGUGCGGCUAUCUAGACCUCCCGUCGAGGUUCAGAGACCUGCUUGAUGUGCCCGGCGCUAGGAUGAAGGCCGAGGAGUGGUCUGGUCUUUCGAACAGUUGGUUUAAAGGCGAGAUCGACGUACGAGUGGUGACCGAGCCGAGCGAACCUCCGCGUCUCAUAGACCUGCCUGAAGAUUUCUCCGAGCUGAUGAAUAUUGUUUCCGAGUUCUCCUGUCCGAAUUCAGAGCGAGAUGACACCAAGAACCCGACCAUGUGCCUAGUGUGCGGCCAGAUAUUGUGCUCACAGAGCUACUGUUGCCAGAUUGAGAUCAAUAAGUGGAGCGGGCGCGGUGGCGCGGCGAGCAGCUCGGAGCUGGUGGGCGCCGUGUCGUGGCACGCGCUACGCUGCGGGGGGGGCGCGGGCCUGUUCCUGCGCGUGCGCGACUGCGAGCUGCUGCCCAUGUGUGCGCCGGCGCGCGCCGCGCUGCUGCCCGCGCCCUACCUCGACUGCUACGGCGAGACCGACCAGGGUCUCCGACGCGGCAACCCGCUGCGCUUGUGCCCGGAGCGAUACGAGGCGCUGCGCAUGAUGUGGCUAAGCCACGGCAUCCACGAGCGGAUAGCGAGGAGCCUCGACACCAAUAUGAUACUCAACAACACGUGGCAGAACAUGUGAGACCGCACUAGGAGCAGACGAAGGAGACGCGACCUAUAUGGACAUUAUGAUCCUCUUUAGCAGGUCUGCUCAAGAAUUGGACCCGCUCAAGGUCAUUCGGCUUGGCCACAAAAUAUGCAGAUCGAAACAUAACACAAACUGAUGAAAAUAUUUAAAAUUUUAAGAUCUACGAAGAUGACAUAUAAUUAAAAAUACAUAUUGAUUUCCGUAGAAAAAAAACCUCAAGAUUAUAUAAUGUUAUAUAAAAAUGGCGCUAUGUCAAACUUUUAUCCGCCUUUUUUUAUCUUUUCAAUAUUCGUGUGGUGACGAAAACCCUAAGUGACAUUGACAUUAUGUCAAACUAGAAUUUUGAUACAUAGAAUUGACAUGUGUCAAUAUGUCAAUUUGACAUCUUCAGCACCUAUGCAAUGUCCAAUUUUAAAAAUUAGUUAAUUAAAUUUAGUAUAGCUGUCCUACUAACUAACCAAUUGUUAUUUUUAUGUUUUAUGAGUGAAUAUUAGUUGAUUAUUGUCCAUUUCUAGGUGAAUCGAUUUUUAACAAGGUCCAUUUUUUAUUCUUCCUUUUAAAUUAAUUUCAACUUAACACAGAUAGUAUUUAUUUUCACAUUUACUAACACCUUAAGUACUGUGUGAUUUCAACGGGAAGUUUCCGAUCUAAACCUAGAUUAGUUUUUAUAAUUAAUUGCUUAAUUCAAAUCAUUGUAUUUUAUUUGUUAGUUUAGGUUUAGCAAGUAAACUUAAUAAAUUUAAAUGUGAUAUUAAAAUGAUAUUUAUCUUCAAAUUAUUAUUAUUAAUAUUGUUAAUUAUUGUGUUGUUCUUAAAAUCGAAAACGCACAUUAAAUGGCAAAUAAUUCGAUUAGAUCAGUUUUGUAUAAUUUUUAUUUUCAACACGUUUGAUUCAAUUAUCCCGCUUAUGGCCUUUUAAGUUUGAAAUAUACAUAACAUAUAGAGAGUUUGAGAAACUACAAAACGGUAAAUAAAAAUUUAAAUGAUUUAGUAAAUUUAAAAAAAAUACUACGGAACCUGAUAUUGCUAUGUAAAAUGAUUUAUAGGAUGUACUUUAAAUAAAUAUUGAUUAAUCAGAAAA
Leptidea sinapis is the source of this 6973-nucleotide messenger RNA. RefSeq names its product E3 ubiquitin-protein ligase UBR1 (gene Ubr1). NCBI's taxonomy places the organism in Eukaryota, Metazoa, Arthropoda, Insecta, Lepidoptera, Pieridae. Gene Ontology annotation, biological process: ubiquitin-dependent protein catabolic process via the N-end rule pathway; protein ubiquitination. Bases 485 to 5887 code for a protein of 1800 amino acids. The record is from RefSeq and is a predicted model, not a curated record. Gene Ontology annotation, cellular component: cytoplasm; ubiquitin ligase complex. The transcript is spliced from 30 exons. Gene Ontology annotation, molecular function: zinc ion binding; ubiquitin protein ligase activity.